AUGGGUGCCGGACUAGGCUUGCACGGCGUCAACUUGCCAUCCCAGUAUGAGAUUCGGCGAAUACAACCCGAACAUGAGGAUUGGUGCCGCGCAUUGAUGCUUCAGGGAAUGCUGCUCCGCGCCCCGGUCUGGCGACCCAUCAUCAGUGAGCCGAAAGUGAAAACCAUCCUUGAAUCUUUCCAGCUCCUAGAGUCGUACUACACAUUUCACUUCAGAAACGGUCUCUCCUACGCGCUGUACGAUACCGAGUACAAAUUCAAACGUCCAGAAUCAGUGAAGACGGGAGGCGCACUGUACUGGGACGAAAUCGACAUCGGGGACCCGGAGUUGGAGGAGAAGGGCGAGCAGCUCAUGCUCGAGAAGAUGGACUUCCCGAUCGUUGCGCUAGCACUAUCGUAUGACAUGUUCGAGCCGCCACCCAGGGAAGCCUUUGGCACGAUGGCGACCGUGGCGCCGCUCUGGGGCGCGAUGAUAGCUCAGUACGGUGAAGCAACAAAUGGCAUUGGAGAUUUUCCAAAACCGACGUCGUCUGGGCAAUACGCUCACCGGUCCGGCUGCGUGACGCGGGCGGACUAUGAAGGACAAAACCUUGGCAGGUUGUUCACGUGGUGGGUCAUGUUGGAGAUGUCAUCGAGAGGGUACCAGGGACUCGCAGUGGGAGCUGGCAACUCGGCAAUAAGCCGGAUCUGGUUACACCCUGACGUGCCAUUCCUCAGCAAGAUUCUCAUGACGAACGAUAUGGGUCAGAUAGAAAUCGAGAUGAACGGAGAAAAGGUCUUACCGUUCAGGGAGGUCGGGUUCCAAUUCAAUUAUUUGCUCUGCGACUUGACAGACAGAAGGACUAGAUCUCUUCCAAAGGAUCCCUUCAAAACUAUCGCCACAGGAAAAUAG
Molecule: messenger RNA, 891 nt
Organism: Truncatella angustata
Lineage: Eukaryota; Fungi; Ascomycota; Sordariomycetes; Amphisphaeriales; Sporocadaceae
Exons: 1
Coding region: 1-891 (296 amino acids)
Source: RefSeq, a predicted model, not a curated record